AUGGCGGAAAUAUUUGGAGCCGUUUCAGCUAGCUCCAACCUUUUAGAGAAUGCUCUUUCGUUGAUUAAGAUUCUACGCAGGGCGCAGAGGCGGCAGCAAGGUCUCGUUGAUCUCUUGAUACUUCAUGAGGAUGAGUUAGACAGUAUCAAGACCAUCUUGCAGCAGCUUGAGAAGAAAGAGAACUCCGACCUCCACACAGCCAGCCUUGGUGCCGAGCUCGUCCGUAUGCAGCAGGUUCAGCAUAGGUUAGCUGCACUCCUCAAGGAAUUGGACCCGGGAUCAAAAGGAAGAAUCAAUCAAUUCGCGCGCCAACUUCUUGCAGGGUCCGCAGAGGAGGAGAGGCUGAGCAGCAUAAUGGCCGAACUCGCACAAGUCAAGACUUCGAUACUGUUGUGCAUCCAAAUGUCCAACGUGGGAGUGAUGCGCGAUAUGAACAGACAGAUUGUGGCCGACGCAGCAAAGAUCGAGCGCAUUGAUUCGAACCUCCAGAAGCAACUGGAACAGCUGGACGACUACAAGGGUCUUCGCAUUGCUCGGCUUAUAAAGGGCCGACGUGCAUCAGCCAAUGGCACCGUUCCCCUUACCCAGGCCGAUCUCAAGUCCCUAAGCACCUCAAGCGACUACUCAGGCAGCGCCUUCGAGGCUAACGCGCCUUCUUUUGAUAUACCCCCCCAACUAGAGCGCAUCAUCUUUGGUAACAUGGCGCGAGACCAGUCCUGUCAGAUCAAUAUCCCUGUGGGGGAAGAUAUCUGGAAGGAUUUGAAUGGUCGACUCGAAAUCCGAGAUAAUAUCGCACAAGACCAGGCUGCACAAUUCAAUUACCCUAUAUCGCUUGAGGCGCUUAAGCUGACGCUGGGCGCUCACGGGGAGAACAUUAAAGCUGUAUUCGCGCUAAAGACCGAGAAACAGCGGGACAUUCAAAAGUCAAAGAAGGCGAAGACAUGUCUGGCGAAGAGGUCUAAUAAUCCCGAUACGUGA
This is a messenger RNA of Ascochyta rabiei, 978 nucleotides long. RefSeq lists its product as uncharacterized. Lineage: Eukaryota; Fungi; Ascomycota; Dothideomycetes; Pleosporales; Didymellaceae. The transcript is spliced from 3 exons. The coding region runs from base 1 to 978 and encodes 325 amino acids. The record is from RefSeq and is a predicted model, not a curated record.